GGAAAUGGGAAGAAGAAUGACGUCGACCAAUCAGAUUAGAGCUUUAUUCCAAAAGCUUGUUUCCGGAGUGGCCUGUUAUUAUCUCAGCAGCACAUGAAUUAACGGUCUCCCUUCAAGUCUGUCAAAAUGAAUAUGUAUGCUAUACCCAACGAGGGAAUACCCGGAUGUCCGCCAGGGUUAGAGUACCUGACUCAGGUGGAUCAGCUCCUCAUCAAACAGAAAGUUGAGCUUGUUGAAGCCCUAUUAGAUUGGGAAAGCAACAACAAGUAUGAGAUCCGUAACACCUUGGGUCAGGACGUGUUCUUCGCUGUAGAGGAGAACGACUGUCUGACCCGACAGUGCUGCGGCCCCAUGCGCUCCUUCACCAUCCACAUCCUGGACAACUUCGGACAGAAGGUCAUCAGCAUCUCCAGACCGCUGAAGUGCACGACCUGCUGCUUCCCCUGCUUCCUACAAGAGCUGGAGGUGCAGUCCCCCCCUGGGAACACAGUGGGGUACGUUAAACAACAGUGGCACCCGUUCUCCCCCAAAUUCAUCGUGGCGAACGAACACAACGAGCCCGUGCUGAAGAUCCACGGGCCCUUCUGCGGGUGGAGCUGCCUCCCGGAUGUUGACUUUGAGAUUCUGACGAUGGAUGAAGUCUCCCAGAUCGGGAAGAUCAGUAAGCAGUGGACAGGACUUCUCCGGGAAGUCUUCACAGAUUCAGACAACUUUGGCAUCCAGUUCCCCAUGGACCUGGACGUGAGGAUUAAGGCCGUCUUGAUCGGAGCCUGUUUUCUCAUUGAUUUCAUGUUCUUUGAGUCGUCUAACUAGGAGCCAAACAGGAUGCUCAUACACAUUACUGCAAAGCCAUGAAGAUCAGUCCAAGUCGCCCCGACAUAGAACAACCUCUUCAAAAAAAAAGGACAACCAAAACAUACCUUACUGUUACAGUUCUGCAUGAGCAAUGAAGUAGAAGGUUUGUUUUAGACUUUAGCUGCUCAGGUUAAGUUGUGUCUAAGCUGUGAGUGCACAGUGCAGUGUUUCUAGACAAAGCUUUGCUUGUGUUUACAUUGUUGUCGCUUAUCUGGGCCUACAGAUGCAAACACCGGGACAUAAACAUUUCCAUUAGGAGAAACGUUGUGCAGCUUCAGACCGUAAAGAAUAUUAUGUAUACAUCAGGGAAGGAAAAGGACACACCAUGCAGGCAAGUGCUGUUAUACAGUAAGUGUUUAGCCAUACCAGAGCUAUAUUGUGCAGUUUGUAGUGUAGAUAUUCAAAGCUCUUACUUUUUGAUUUGUGUGUGUGCUCUGCUUUAGACGAAUGUGUGUGUGCUAGUUGGUGUUGGUGUGUGUAACUGAAGCAUCACUAUAAUAUUUUAACAGUUAUGCAUUAUCAUUAUUGAACAGAGAGGGGGGGUUAUGGCUGAGUACCCCGUGUUGUCCACACGAGGGCGCUAGCUCUUCAUUUGUGGAGACUCCCUGCUCAUGCCAUGAUGUUUUAUUGGACAUUAAUUGUAUUUUUUUGGACAAACUCAGGUUUGAAUGCAUGCUGCUGUUUGUUGUGAUGCUACUGCUGGCAGCUGGGAUCACAAACCUGCACCUCAUGCUAUUACUGGAGUAAUCUUUUAGGGGGGGGGGUUUGUACACUGUUUAGUACUAUUUGGACAUAAUGUUUUCUUCUCCAUAUAAACACGUGCAAUUUGCAUAUCCAAUAGUGCAACCAUUAUACAAAAACACACACAGCUGAUGGAAAAAGUCUCAUAAAUUGGCUCCACAUUGACAUUAAGAACUGACAUUAUUAUACACUGAGAUAUUGUGGUGAAAGGAGCCAUUCUGCAUACUGAGUACUUUCACUGAGGUGCAUUUACCUGAUAUUACUUCUACUCAACACUUUUACUUGUAAACUCAAAUAAAGGAUCAUGAUGUGACAUUAAAAUAGGGUUUAAUGAGCAAAGAUAUGAUAUAAAGUAUUUGGAGAUAAACAUCCCGGUCACUAUGAGACUGUUUUUGCAUCAUGAUGUCAACUGUGGAUCAGAAAAAUGAGAAACAGCAUUCGUUUAAUUUAAUUCAUGAAUAAAAUGGAUGUUUUUUGCACUCAAUUCAGAAAAAAUCCCUCUAAUUCCAGUAAAUUCUGAUUAUUUUCUUGCCAUUCCGAUUCCCCUGAUCAUUAUUUGAAUGGAUCAAUAGUAUGAGAUGCUGGUGCUGCUUCCCCUGAAGGCUUUUUGAUUGUGUUUAGAAGCCAGAAUCGUACGUCAGAAUGUGAAACAAAGGGACUUUAUCACUUCCCGCUCAGAUAGAAACAGUACUUAUUCUUCUACUUUUGCACUGAACAACUACUUUGUGUUAUGUGAUGAAUGCAAACUAACUGUGAGCUACGCUUCAAAUGUGCAAAUAUAGUCCAUGGAAAAAAGAAAUUCAAUAAAAAAGAUAUAUUGUGAA
Eleginops maclovinus (Patagonian blennie) is the source of this 2420-nucleotide messenger RNA. Its product is annotated as phospholipid scramblase 2. Bases 127 to 813 code for a protein of 228 amino acids. Gene Ontology annotation, biological process: plasma membrane phospholipid scrambling. Gene Ontology annotation, molecular function: phospholipid scramblase activity. Gene Ontology annotation, cellular component: plasma membrane. NCBI's taxonomy places the organism in Eukaryota, Metazoa, Chordata, Actinopteri, Perciformes, Eleginopidae. The record is from RefSeq and is a predicted model, not a curated record. The transcript has 7 exons.